Molecule: messenger RNA, 1262 nt
Organism: Trematomus bernacchii (emerald rockcod)
Lineage: Eukaryota; Metazoa; Chordata; Actinopteri; Perciformes; Nototheniidae
Product: synaptotagmin-11
Exons: 4
Coding region: 6-833 (275 amino acids)
Biological process (GO): calcium-ion regulated exocytosis; cellular response to calcium ion; vesicle fusion
Cellular component (GO): synapse; axon
Molecular function (GO): calcium-dependent phospholipid binding; phosphatidylserine binding; SNARE binding
Source: RefSeq, a predicted model, not a curated record
CCCUAAUGGUCAACAUCCUGGGGCUUUCGGGGGUCCAUCGAAGGCGUAUGGGGGUGUUUGUUAGGGCUAGCCUACCCCCACUUUGCCCCUCCCCUCAGCGGACGACGUCCAGGCGCCGCAGCCUCAGCACGGAGCUCCACGGUCAGAGCCUGGUGCUGCAGGUGGGCUCUGUGGCGGAGUUGCGUAGCUGCACCCUGAGGCUGGUGGUGUUCAGCCGGGAGUUCUCCGGCCUGAGGGAGGCGGCGCUGGGAUCGGUGGAGCUGCCCUGUGAAACGCUCGAGUGGGAACCGGAUAAAACUUCAACCUACAGCUUGCAGCUCAACCCAACUAAAAGCAAGCUGAAGAAGAGUGUGAGCUCCCAGGAAACUCUGGGUCGCAGGAAGAGCUCGGUGUGUGUGCCGCGGGUUUUGGGCCAGCUGUUCGUCCUGCUGCAGUUUCAGACUCUGGCUCAGCGAAUCAAAGUGAUGGUCAGGAAGGCAGAGAAUCUGGCAAAGCUCACACGCAUUCCAGGAGCUGCAGACCACUACGUUGUCAUCAACCUGCGUCAGGAUGGGAAGGUUAUCGGUACGAAGGAGACCAAAGGGGCGAGCGGUUCGAAUCCCGUCUGGAACGCUCCCUUCCUGUUCGACCUGCCGCCUGGAGACAUCUCCCAGCUGGUGCUCGAGUUCAUCAUCAUGCAGGGCCGUCUCUACACUAAGAGCAGUAUUCUGGGUCGGGUGUUAAUCGGCGGCGAUACCUCCGAGGAGGGUCAGGGACACUGGAAGGAAAUGUGCAGCCGGGGGCAAAUAGAGACGGCUCGCUGGCACAACAUCCAAUCAGACGGGCUGCACUGAAUACAAAAACUCUCUGACUCACCUCCCAACAGCGAAACACAGAGAGUGGGAAUAACGUGCAAUGGGGCGCCAAAGUAUUUAAUUUUAGCCCUUUAGGAUCAGAUGUGGAUUUUGGUAGCUUUGGCAACUUUGAUAGAAGCCAUAAUUAUAAUCAUGCAUUGAAUAACUGGUCAUGCUGUUUUAGAAAGAGACGGAUAUGCAUAUACUGUAUAUGCAGCAGCUCUCUCCAUAUCAACAGUUUGCAUCCCAACAUUGCCUUUGUGAUUAUCUCCACUGUGACUUCUUAAAAACGGUAUAAAUGUACAACUGUGUCGUUGUGGUUAAAUGCAACUUGUGCUGACGUUGUUGUAAUGUAUGUCCACUCUACUCGUGUGGUUUCCUACGGUGUGUUACCAUGACAGUUUUUGUCCACAUAAGUUGUUUUUGAUC